AUGGGUGGAGAAAGUCACCCUCGGAUCGCUUCCAGCUCUUAUCCGAAGCUGGUCGAGCGUCCUGUCGGCCAGCAUAUCAAGAAGAUUUACCUUGACAGGCUGCGCCAGUUUGUAGACGAUGGCCAAUAUAGGAUCAAUGGUCUGAAAGCGUUCGUUUCCCUCUGCGUCACAAUUCAUCCAUUCAUGACUGACCAAGACCACGUCAAAUUGUAUGUCUACUCCCCGCCAAACCUCUCGCGCCCCACCUUCGAAGACGCGACCUCCCACGAAUUCGAGCCGACGAGCGUCGGCGCCUCCUUUGGCCCAAGUUGGUCCACACACUGGUUCCGCAUUCACCUCACGGUGCCGCAAGACUUGUUGAAAGCAGAAGGCCUCGAGUUCCACUGGGAUGCGGGUAACGAGGGCUUGGUCUGGACCGAAGAUGGUCACCCAUUGCAAGGUCUCACUGGAGGUGGAGAGCGCACUGAGUGGAUUAUCCCAGCUGCCUUCCGUGAUGGCAAAGAACACGUUUUCUAUAUUGAAAUGGCGUGCAACUUAAUGUUUGGAAAUUCCAACGACUCCCACGAAGUUUACAACACGGGCACCGAAGCCAUUGUGUACGCCAUCGGUCAUUGUCAUAUCGACACUUGUUGGUUGUGGCCAUUUGCAGAGACCAAGCGCAAAGUUGCCCGGUCUUGGUCUAACCAGUGUGAUCUGAUGGACCGGUAUCCCGAGCAUCGAUUCACAUGCUCGCAGGCCCAGCAGUUCAAAUGGCUUCAACAGUACUAUCCAUCUGUUUUCGACCGUGUCAAGGCCAACGUCAAGAAAGGAUCCUUCCAUCCCAUUGGUGGAAGCUGGGUUGAACAUGACACCAAUUUACCAAGUGGUGAAUCUCUCGUGAGGCAGUUCUUGUACGGGCAGCGCUUCUUUGAGAGCCGCUUUGGUGAAAGAUCUCGUACUUUCUGGCUGCCAGAUACAUUCGGCUAUUCAUCUCAACUGCCCCAACUUUGCCGACUGGCAGGCAUGGAACGAUUUUUCACCCAGAAACUAAGCUGGAACAACAUAAACAACUUUCCCCAUACUACCUUCAACUGGGUUUCACUUGACGGCAGCCAAGUGCUCUGUCAUAUGACCCCAGCGGAGACGUAUACUGCUGAUGCUCAUUUUGGAGAUGUCAGGCGCAGUGUUACGCAACACAAGUCUAUGGACCAAGACAAGACUUCACUUUUGGUCUUCGGCAAGGGUGACGGAGGUGGCGGUCCUACCUUUGAGCAUUUGGAGAAACUGCGUCGAUGCCGCGGUUUGUCUGACAAGGUUGGCCUACUUCCUCGCGUCAAGAUGAAUACAUCUGUCGAUGAGUUUUUCGAUCAACUUCAAGCCAAAGCUGCCAAGGACACUGACUUUGUUACUUGGUACGGCGAACUUUAUUUUGAGUUGCAUCGGGGUACCUACACCACCCAGGCGAACAACAAGCGGAACAACCGAAAGGCAGAGUUCUUGCUCCGCGAGAUUGAAUACCUAGCAACCCUAGCAACUAUCAGUGGGAAGAACGACAAAUACAAGUAUCCCAAGAAAGACCUCGAUGACAUAUGGGAGUCGGUCCUUCUGUGCCAGUUCCACGACUGUCUACCUGGUAGCUCAAUUGAAAUGUGCUACGAUGACACUGAUGAGAUCUAUGCCGAGGUCUUUGCCACUGGCUAUAAGCUCAAGAAGGAAGUUUUGGAGGCUCUUGGAUUUGGUGGCAACCAUUCCAACAACAACCUCGUCGCCAUCAACACGAUGCCGUGGGCUCGUUCGGAAAUUGUCAGGGUCUCUGAUGUAUUGCCAAGUUCAAAUGGUCCUAGUUACGCCCUUGUUAGCGGCAACACUGGCGUCAUUAAUGCGCAACUUCUCAGUACUACACAGAAGCCAUCGGUAUCUGUCCAGCAAAUUAGGAAAGGGGUAUUCCGCCUGUCCAACAGCAAGCUCCGCCUCGAUGUUCAAAAUGGUGUGAUAGUUUCGUUGUACGAUCUCGAAGCCGACCGCGAAGUUAUUGCUCGAGAUGGUAAGGCUGGCCAGUUUGUUGUCUUCGAUGAUAAGCCUCUAUACUGGCAGGCCUGGGACGUCGAGGUUUUCCACCUCGACUCGCGUAAAGAACUUACGUCUAGCCAGACAACAAUUGCCGAAGACUCACAGUACCGUGUCAGUGUUGUCACCAGCACUCAAAUCAGCGACAAGAGUUGGGUCAAGACAACUAUCAGUCUGGCGGCUAGCGUGCAUGACGAGCCCUCAUACGUGGAAUUUGAUAGUGAGGUUGAAUGGCAAGAAGACAAGAAAUUCCUUAAGGUCGAAUUCCCCGUUGAUGUGCGUAACACCGAGGCCUCUUACGAAACUCAAUACGGGAUCGUCCGUCGUCCCACUCACUACAACACAAGCUGGGACAUGGCCAAAUUCGAAGUUUGCUGCCACAAGUUUGCUGAUUUGUCCGAGCACGGAUACGGAGUGUCGAUUCUCAACGACUCCAAAUACGGAUUCGCUACUGUCGGCAACCUCAUGCGUCUGUCUCUUCUCCGAGCGCCCAAGGCUCCAGAUGGCCACGCCGACAUGGGCCGUCACCGCAUCCGCUACGCCAUUCUUCCACACUCUGGCCCACUUGACCACCGCACUGUACGCGCUGGAUACAACUUCAACAGCCCGUUGACGGUGACCUCUGUCUCAAAAGAUCAAACUACCACUAGCAGCAGCAGCAUAUUUAGCUCGGUGCGUGUGAGUGGCUCCAAGUCACUUGUUUUGGACACCAUCAAGCGCGGAGAAGACGACGAAGAUGUCUCCCGCGGCGACUUUGCCAAACGCAGCGGCCAAAGCGUCAUUCUACGUGUAUACGAGUCCCUUGGUGGGAAAAGCCGUGGCAAGAUCCACACGACACUGCCGGUCAAAAAGGUAUGGAAGACGAACAUUCUGGAAGAUGACGAGGCUGCCUUGCGGAUCGUGUCUAGCCAGGGUGGUGACGGCCUGAGCGUGGAUAUCGAAUUGAGGCCGUUCGAGGUGGCCACCUAUAGGCUUCAGCUGUAG
Talaromyces rugulosus is the source of this 3030-nucleotide messenger RNA. RefSeq lists its product as uncharacterized. Gene Ontology annotation, molecular function: carbohydrate binding; alpha-mannosidase activity. The record is from RefSeq and is a predicted model, not a curated record. Gene Ontology annotation, biological process: mannose metabolic process; oligosaccharide catabolic process. Gene Ontology annotation, cellular component: fungal-type vacuole membrane. The coding region runs from base 1 to 3030 and encodes 1009 amino acids. NCBI's taxonomy places the organism in Eukaryota, Fungi, Ascomycota, Eurotiomycetes, Eurotiales, Trichocomaceae. The transcript is spliced from 4 exons.